Messenger RNA from Vigna radiata var. radiata (mung bean), 579 nucleotides. RefSeq lists its product as uncharacterized. The record is from RefSeq and is a predicted model, not a curated record. The transcript has 2 exons. Lineage: Eukaryota; Viridiplantae; Streptophyta; Magnoliopsida; Fabales; Fabaceae. Bases 1 to 579 code for a protein of 192 amino acids.
AUGACUUAUGGUUUAGGAAUUGUUGUUGGAAUAGUAAGAUCUGAUAAAGCUACUGGUGUACGGGGAAGAAAAACGUUCGUCAAACUUGGAUGUGAAAGAGGAGGGAAAUAUUGGAAAUACAAAGCCGAUGCAGUCCCCAGUGUAUACAACACUCGUAAAUGUGAGUGUCCAUUUAGAUUAAAGGGUAAACCAUGUUUAGAUGGGGAUGGAUGGGUGUUGAAUGUGAUGUGUGGACAUCACAACCAUGAGUUGGCUGAAACUUUAGUUGGGCACCCUUAUGCUGGCAGGUGUGCCGACGAUUCAAAGGUUAUUACUGACUUGUUUUGGACAUAUCCUGAUGCGAUGAAAUUGUUAAACUCAUUUAAUGUUGUAUUUAUGAUGGAUUCCACAUAUAAAACAAACAGAUAUAGACUUCCAUUGCUUGAGAUUGUGGGCAUGACAUGUACAGGUUUAAUCUUCUCAGCAGCAUUUGCUUUCUUGUCUACUGAAAGACAGAGUAAUUUCACAUGGGCUUUGGAAAAGCUGAAAGGUUUAUUUAUAACAUCUGAGGGUUGUCCUAAAGUCAUUGUCACAAAUUGA